Messenger RNA from Micromonas commoda, 721 nucleotides. RefSeq lists its product with no specific name. Bases 99 to 683 code for a protein of 194 amino acids. The record is from RefSeq and is a predicted model, not a curated record. Gene Ontology annotation, cellular component: nucleus. Gene Ontology annotation, molecular function: DNA-directed DNA polymerase activity; DNA binding. Gene Ontology annotation, biological process: double-strand break repair via nonhomologous end joining. The transcript has a single exon. Lineage: Eukaryota; Viridiplantae; Chlorophyta; Mamiellophyceae; Mamiellales; Mamiellaceae.
CGUGGGAGGUUGUGAACGUCGGCGGUGGAAGACGAAGCGACGCAUCGCACGACGCGGAUUUCAUCGUCUCGCACCCGCUGUUGGUGCGUAACAGCGACAUGGACGGCGUUCUGACGCGCGUGAUCGGGGCGAUGGGCGAUUCCAUCCUCCGCGAGGACACCGACUUUCACAUGCUCUCAAUCGGCAGACUGAAAGAGUACUGGCGCGGCGUCAAGGACACGGGCAAGAACAAGAAGGGCGAUCCAAAGCACGGAUUUCAGGGUAACAACGACUGCUACGAUAAGCUCUACGGCAUUUAUCGCACCGCGAACGGCGCGCAUAGGCGCAUCGACGUCGUGCUCGUUCCCCGGUGCAUGCUACCCUUCGCGCUCAUAGGUUGGACCGGCAGCAAGCAGUACAACCGGUUCCUGCGACGCUUCGCCAUCGACGAGCGCGGGCUGAUACUGACGUCGCACGGCUUGCACAGGACGCGGGACAGGCGGACGGUGGGCCAGACCCCGGACGACGGGUCGCUCGAGCUGGGUCUGGCGCCGGAGCCGCCCGCGCCGUCGCUCGACGCAAACGGCGUCGACUGGUGGCCGCCGGGGUGGGACUCGGGGCGGACGAUCGAGUGCGAGCGGGACGUGUUCGAGCUGUUGGGGGUGCCGUACAAGGAACCGUGGGAACGGGACUGCCCCUCGUGAGACGCGCGAUUGUGCUCAUUAGUUGAGAUACUCCAUCC